AUGAGCAUCCUGCAUGUUGACGGGCUGUUGAAAUUCAGCACCGUGAAGAUCCUGGUCUUGGUCUUGGUCUGUCUACACCUCUGAGAGGGUGUGGAAAGAAUCAUUCUGAAGAAAGGCAAGUCUAUCCAUCAGGUGAUGGAGGAGCACAGUGCACUGGAGAAAUUCCUAAAGAACCUCCAAAAGGUUGACCCAGCUGCCAACCACCAUUUCAAUGAAGACACUGUUGCUUAUGAGCCCAUCACCAACUACCUGGAUUGGAAAACUUUUCUUUGCAGUCUUUAUUUUGGGGAGAUCAGCAUUGGGACACCACCCCAAGAUUUCCUGGUCCUCUUUGACACGGGCUCCUCCAACCUGUGGGUACCCUCCACCUACUGCCAAAGCCAGGCCUGCUCCAGUCACCACAGGUUCAACCCCAACCUGUCCUCUACCUUCAGAAACAAUGGGCAAACCUCUACUUCAUCCUAUUGGAGUGGCAGCCUGACUGUGGUCCUAGGCUAUGACACUGUGACUCUGAGUGAUAUUCUCUUAGCUUCCCAGGUACAGAACAUCGUUGUCAAUAACCAGGAGUUUGGCCUGAGUGAGGAUGAGCCCAGCAAUCCCUUUUACUAUUCAGACUUUGAUGGGAUCCUGGGAAUGGCCUACCCAAAUAUGACAGUGGGGAAUUCUCCUACGGUCCUGCAGGGGAUACUGCAGCACGGCUAGCUCACUCAACCCAUCUUCAGCGUCUGCUUCUCUCGCCAACCAACGCAUCAGUAUGGAGGAGAGCUUAUCCUGGGAGGUGUGGACACUCAACUUUAUUCUGGUCAGAUCACCUGGACUCCUGUAACCCAGGAAGUGUGCUGGCAGAUUGCCAUCCAGGAGCUUGCCAUUGGUAACCAGGCCACUGACUGGUGCUCCCAGAGCUCCCAGGCCAUUGUUGACACUGGGACCUUCCUGCUGGCUGUUCCCCAGCAGUACAUGAGCUCUUUCCUGCAGGCAACAGGAGUUCAGAAGGAUCAGAAUGGUGAUUUUGUGGUCAACUGCAACUAUGUACAGAGCAUGCCCACCAUCACCUUCGUCAUCAGCGGGAACCAGUUCCCUCUGCUUAUGUCUUUGAUGUACAACAAUGGCUACUGCAGACUUGGGAUUGAGGCCAUCUACUUGCCGUCCUCUAGUGGGCAGCCCUUGUGGAUUCUGGGAGAUGUCUUCCUCAAGAAAUAUUACUCUGUCUACAACAUGGCCAACAACAGGGUGGGCUUCACCCUCUCUGCCUAGACUCGCUGGAGGCAUCAGUCUCCACCCUUCUCUGCAGGGUUCUGGAAUUGCCCUAAUGUUUCUUUGGGCUGAUGGCAACAUUUUUAAUGAUCCUGACCCCUUCUGUUCACUAGAGGCUUACU
This is a messenger RNA of Choloepus didactylus (southern two-toed sloth), 1376 nucleotides long. RefSeq names its product pepsin B-like. Gene Ontology annotation, biological process: proteolysis. The transcript has 10 exons. NCBI's taxonomy places the organism in Eukaryota, Metazoa, Chordata, Mammalia, Pilosa, Megalonychidae. Gene Ontology annotation, molecular function: aspartic-type endopeptidase activity. The record is from RefSeq and is a predicted model, not a curated record.